Molecule: messenger RNA, 691 nt
Organism: Drosophila subpulchrella
Lineage: Eukaryota; Metazoa; Arthropoda; Insecta; Diptera; Drosophilidae
Gene: Vago
Exons: 3
Coding region: 84-566 (160 amino acids)
Source: RefSeq, a predicted model, not a curated record
CCUCAGUUGUGCGCUAAACUUUGCAAACGUCGGGCUAUUCAGUCUGCCGAUCUUUCGUAAAAUCUGUCGAAAAAUCAGCCGAAAUGGAGUCAAUCAACUUGGUGAUCUCUGUAGUCCUGCUGAUGUCAUCGAUAUUCGGGGGAAGCCAAGCAUUGCCCUAUCGCUCCCCUGCAUAUCUCUACAACCAGCAGUUCUGCAUGGAUACAGUGACAGGUCAGAAUCUAUACAUAGGUGAGGUCCUCACGCGAAAGGAUCAUUGCGUCCGGGUCCAGUGCCUGGAAACUUUGCAGCUCUGGGAGGACAGCUGCCAGGUGCCAAAGUUGACGAAGGGCGACUGCAAACCGAUUGCAUCCACGGAGGACGGUACGGAAUAUCCCCGCUGCUGCCCACUGUACGAGUGCAGGAGCUACGAGACGAAUCGCGGGAGCAACCUGGAGCAGAUCAACACGUACGACCACUAUGGAACCCUGCGAUCUUCACAUGUCGCCGAGUUUUUAGUAAUCGACCACAGAGGACGCCCUAAAGAUGAGAUUCCUUCGUCGCCGGCGAGAAAGUACAUGGUGUGAAAAGUGACCUGGAAAUACCACAAAAUGCCCACUGUGCGCACCUAUGAUUAAUUAGUCCUGUAAUAUUUAACUUUGGGAUCGGAAGAAUAAAAAGGAAGGUUAUUGCUGAAUUAGAAUCAACUAAA